Messenger RNA from Ogataea philodendri, 3642 nucleotides. RefSeq lists its product as uncharacterized. NCBI's taxonomy places the organism in Eukaryota, Fungi, Ascomycota, Pichiomycetes, Pichiales, Pichiaceae. Gene Ontology annotation, molecular function: DNA binding; ATP binding; histone binding. Gene Ontology annotation, cellular component: nucleus. Bases 1 to 3642 code for a protein of 1213 amino acids. The record is from RefSeq and is a predicted model, not a curated record. Gene Ontology annotation, biological process: positive regulation of transcription by RNA polymerase II. The transcript has a single exon.
AUGUCGGAUCAGCAAGAAAACGGCAAGGCCAGCGUUGAUGUUUCCAGACCGGAAACGGCCGCAGACGUUCACCGUUUGCUUUCCAGGUACACAAAGACCGGAAAGAGCGCCGAAAAGAAGAAAAUACUCAGACUGUUACAAGGAGUCAACAAGGAGAGACAGGAGUUUGAGCAGAAGUCUGUGCAGUUGGAGAAAUCGUGGGCUAAGAACACCGAACAGGUCGACCUGGACUUGCUGCGUGUUCAGCUGCUUGCGUUCAACCUGUUGAGCAAAGACUUGGACCUGCCGUUCGAAGUUCAAACCAGUCUGUUGGGUAAGCCCCAAGUGGAAAGUGUUGAUUCAGACUUGGAGUUCGGCGUCGAUUACACAGAGAAGGCAGAGAUUCUGGGAUUGGACUCGUACAAGACCAUACCGAAUCCAGAGAUCCACUCUGUUGGCCUUGCUGAGGGCGAGGCCAUUGUCAAGGACAAGCUCGAGGCUCGUGUUUUGGAGUUGUCCAAAUUGCCAGCCAAUAUAGGUCUUUACGAUGCCGGCGAUAUUGAGAACGACCUGUCCAAAACUGCAGCUGACGUCCUGGAUAAUGUUGACGAGACCAAGAUCCGCGCACUCAACGAGCUCAAGGCCAUCAAGCUGCUGCCCGAACAGAAACAGCUGCGCCGAAAACUGCUGCAGAGCACGCUGUCAAGUGCGGUCACGCGCGACGGCAAGUACGGCUCCAACAGUUUCCGCUCGUUCAAACGCUCGUUCUCCAUUAGAGAUAAACAGAAGAUCGAACAAACAUCUAGACUCGCCGAGAAGCUGCAAGAACAACAGCGCCGUGAGAAGGAGGAGCUCGAGCACGAUUUCCAGACCCAGAAAGUGAACCGUCUGGCUGCCAUUUUCGACGAGGUCAGAGAAGAACUGGAGGAAAAGAGAAAUGCACGGCACUCGCUUGCCAAGUCGCUCCAGCAUUUCCAUUCGCAGGUGGAGAAAGACGAGAGCAAGAAGUUGGAGAAGAUCGCCAAACAGAGACUGGCCGCUUUGCGGUCGAAUGACGAAGAAGCCUAUAUGCAACUGUUGACCCGUACUAAGGAUACAAGACUACACCAUUUGAUCCAGCAAACCAACAAUUUCCUGGACUCCUUGGCCAACGCCGUCAAGGUGCAGCAGGACGAGACCAGAGCUAUCAACAUGCAGGACCGUGCCGAAGAAGGACUGGAACCUUUGGAGGAGGAAACUGCGGAAGAUGCAGAAACCCGUCGUGAGAAAAUUGACUACUACGAGGUUGCUCACCGGGUGAAGGAGAAAGUGGAGAAACAACCCGCCCUCUUGGUUGGAGGUACAUUGAAGGAGUACCAGCUGAAAGGUUUAGAGUGGAUGGUUUCCUUGUACAAUAACAACUUGAAUGGUAUUCUGGCAGACGAGAUGGGUCUGGGUAAGACCAUCCAGUCGAUCUCCCUGAUCACGUAUCUGAUUGAGGCCAAGAAAGAGCGCGGCAAGUUCCUUGUGAUUGUUCCGCUCUCCACCAUAACCAACUGGACGUUGGAGUUUGAAAGAUGGGCUCCUGCUGUGAAGACAAUUGUUUACAAAGGUUCUCAGAACCAGCGGAAACAGCUACAGUAUGAGGUGAGAAGCGGAAACUUCUCUGUGUUGCUCACAACUUACGAAUACAUCAUUAGAGACCGGCCGUUGCUGUGCAAGUUCAAAUGGGCGCACAUGAUCAUCGAUGAGGGUCACCGUAUGAAGAAUGCCACCUCGAAACUGUCGCUCACUUUGCAACAAUACUACCACACCAGAAACAGACUGAUUUUGACAGGUACUCCAUUGCAGAACAACUUGCCUGAGCUUUGGGCGUUGCUGAACUUUGUUCUUCCAAAAGUGUUCAACUCUGUUAAGUCUUUCGAUGAGUGGUUCAACACUCCUUUCGCCAACACUGGCCACCAGGACAAGCUCGAGCUUUCUGAAGAAGAGAGUUUGCUGAUUAUUAGAAGAUUGCACAAGGUUUUGAGACCGUUCUUGCUGAGAAGACUGAAGAAAGAUGUGGAGAAAGAUCUUCCAGACAAGGUUGAGAAGGUCGUCAAGUGCAAGCUUUCUGGACUGCAGUCGUCGCUUUACAAGCAGAUGUUGAACCACAACGCUCUCUUUGUUGGUAUUGGUACUCAGGGAGCUACCAAGACCGGUUUGAGAGGUCUGAACAACAAGAUCAUGCAGCUGAGAAAGGUCUGCAACCAUCCUUACGUUUUCGAGGAGGUUGAGGAUAUCGUGAACCCGACACGGAUGACGACAGAUUUGAUAUGGAGAUCCUCUGGAAAGUUCGAGCUGUUGGACAGGGUGCUACCGAAGUUCAAAGCUUCUGGGCACAAGGUGUUGAUUUUCUUCCAAAUGACCCAGGUGAUGGACAUUAUGGAGGACUAUUUGCGGUUCAGAGACAUGAAGUACAUGCGUUUGGACGGAUCCACCAAGGCGGAUGACCGUCAGGAUAUGUUGAAAGACUUCAAUGCCCCAGACUCGGAGUACUUCUGUUUCCUGCUGUCUACAAGAGCCGGUGGAUUGGGUUUGAACUUGCAGACCGCAGACACUGUCAUUAUUUUCGACACCGAUUGGAACCCGCACCAGGACUUGCAAGCACAGGACAGAGCGCAUCGUAUUGGUCAGAAGAACGAGGUGCGUAUCCUGAGACUGAUCACAGAGGACUCUGUGGAGGAGGUUAUCCUGGAAAGAGCACACCAGAAGCUGGACAUCGACGGAAAGGUUAUCCAGGCUGGUAAGUUCGACAACAAGUCGAGUGCCGAAGAGCAGGAAGCGUUCCUGAAGCGUCUGUUGGAGGCAGAGAAGCAGAAGGCUGAGGACGAAGAGGACGACGAGCUAGACGACGAGGACCUGAACGACAUUCUUGCGAGAAACGACGACGAGAAGGUGAUGUUUGCCAAGAUGGACAAGGCGCGGUUCGAGGCUGACAAGAAGCUGGACGGUCCGCGUUUGAUGACGUUCGAGGAGCUGCCACCUGUGUUCAAGGAGGACAUUGCAGACCAUCUGGAGAAGGAGAAGCCGGACUCUGCUGUGAAGCGGGAGAGAAAGCGGGUUAUCUACGACGACGGGCUUACCGAAGAGCAAUGGCUGGAUGCGAUGGACGCCGAGGAUGACACGGUCGAGGCUGCUGCGGAGCGGAAGCGACAGUCGAUGCAACGGCGGCGGACGAAGCGGUCUGCUGCCGCGGAGCUCGAUGAGGACGAAGACGAGACGCCGCGCAAGAGACGCAGCACCAAGUCGGCGACGCCAAUGAGCGACGAGAGCUUUGCCGAGGACGACGGCCAGGAGCCGUUUGUUGGACUGUGCCAGGCAGUGCUGGAAAAGCUGGCGGCCGUCACUGACAACGAGGGCCGUUCGCGGUCGGAGCUGUUCAUGGUGGCACCAUCCAGAAAGCUUUAUCCGGACUACUACCAGAUUGUAAAGAAAGCCGUUGCAAUCAAGGACUUGCAAAAGGGCCUCAAGAACGGGUCGAUCGUGGACUACGAGAUGUUCAAGGAGAAGCUGGAGCUGAUGUUUACGAACGCCAAGCUUUACAACGAGGAAGGGUCGGUCGUGUACGAGGACGCUGUGGAGCUCGAGAAGGUCGCAAACGAAGAGUUGGCCAAGGUGGACGCCGAGCUGGGCGUGGAAUAG